ACAUACAGCAGUAUUAAAAAAUAAAUACAUGCACAUAGCGUUCAAUCUGCUGGGAGUUCGGCGAACACCUCUCGUAACUAUGCAUGAUAUUAUAAUAUCAAGUGACACGGGUCAUCGUUCAAUACAAGCAUAGCAAGUUGCAACCAACACGCACAUUAGCAUUCGAUUAGUUAUUUAUGAGGUAGCCAAGCACUAGCUACAAGGAAUACUGACUGGAAGUUUCCGUCCAUAUAAUAGUUACUGAAAGAAUUUGAUCGCAAUUCACUCUUGAAUAAGUCAGCCCACAUUACAUCAAUAUGCAGGUCGAAUUCGUCUAUGGAUUCCUCUUUGGUCAAUCCGUGCUGCUGUGUCUGUUCAUAUUUAUAUUUUAUUACUUCUGCCUGCGGCACAAUACUACGAAGGAUGGAGUUGAGAUACAGAAGGCAGCGUACGUGCAGGAAAUGCCCACCCUUGAGAGUAUCGCAGACAGUGAACCAGAGACAUGUGAUUGGCUCUCGGCCGUCUUGCAGAGUGUGUACGUGUCGUUGCGCCAUCGACAACUUAAGGCCUUUGUGCUGAACCGCAUUAAAUACGCGCUGAGCGGAGAUGAUCUUCCAGAUUUCAUCGGGAGCAUCAGAAUUGUGGAUUUUACGCUGCCAACGGAGAUGCCGCAACUCCGAGAGGCAGCGAUCCAAGAUGUCGAGGGUAGCAACAUGACAUUGCUGGCGCGUGUGGGAUGGGUAGGUACCAUGUCUGUCUCCGUAGAAGUAGAUGUCGUGCUCAACUACCCAGUUGCGAGAUUUGCUGUGAUGCCUUUGGCCCUGUCGGUCACAUUGCAGCGCUUCGAAGGCCUGAUGCGAAUAUUCUUGCCCGGGCAAAUUGGAACAGACAUGUCCGUGUGCUUCGAUGGCGAUCCAAUUCUAGACUUCCAGCUCGGCACUGUAAUAGGUGCCGCUACCAGAGUCCACGACCCGCCAAAACUUCUGGAGAUCGUCGUCGGCCGCGUACAUCGUACCAUCCAUGACAAACUCGUGAGUCCGAACUCACUCUCCUUCGCUAUACCGGCGGACAUACUGACAAGCAAUUUUGCGGCCCCGCCACCAAGUACCCCUGCGGCUACAAAGUCGCAAGGUUUGAGUUCGGGUCCAUCGGUCACUGCCUCGCACUCCAAAUCAGAAAGUUUAAGCCGCAACUCGAGCUACAGUAGGAAGGGACAGCUAAGGCAAUUCACUCCGGUGAGUCAACGCGUCCCAAAUAGAGCACAGACGCUAGGGACCGAAGAGGUGAUUUUCGAUGAGGACAACGUCGCAUUCCACUCCCCCGCUGCACCGAGGCAACGGAAUGACAAUGUAAACACUGAAGUGAGGUAUCGACGACUUAAUAAAGGGAGCUAG
Messenger RNA from Sphaeroforma arctica JP610, 1373 nucleotides. RefSeq lists its product as hypothetical. Lineage: Eukaryota; Ichthyosporea; Ichthyophonida. The coding region runs from base 297 to 1373 and encodes 358 amino acids. The record is from RefSeq and is a predicted model, not a curated record. Gene Ontology annotation, cellular component: ERMES complex; endoplasmic reticulum. The transcript has 7 exons. Gene Ontology annotation, molecular function: lipid binding. Gene Ontology annotation, biological process: phospholipid transport.